AUGCCAGCACCUCUGUUCAAGCGCUGGGCGCCGCCCGUCACCAUCGUCAAGCCAGCUGCACCAGCUGCGCCUGUACGUGCAAAGGUCGCAAAGGCCUUAAGUCCCGUUGUCUCUGCCGUUGAAGUAUCUGCCUCACAUGCUUCGCCCAUUACAGAGGACGCGCCAGUAGAAGCUCCCAAGUCGAUCAAGAAGCCCAAGAAGAGGAAGCGCGACCCAGAUGCGCAGGAACAAGAAGAGACACCCAAGAAACACAAGGCCAUUCUGUCCAAAUUUGAAAAGGUGCAGAAGUUGGCAGAGUCACGAGGCGACCAGAAGCAAGAUGGAUCCACGCAUGGCUCAGAAGAGCAAGGAGAACUUCACGAUUUGCAGCCAAUGCCCCAGCCCGCACCCGUACCCGAGCCUGCAUUCGAGCCUACCUUUUCCACUCUACCACCAUGGCUUGCGAAGCCAGUGACCGUCGAGGCGACCAAGAACGUCCCAUUUUCGGAGCUUGGCAUCGAGCCAUUUUUCGUCAAGAAGCUACAAAAACAGGGCUUUAAUGAUGCUCUAGCUGUUCAGACAGCCCUGCUACCCAUGCUCCAUCCCGGCUUUGAACAGCACUUGGGCGAUAUAUGUGUCUCUGCGAAGACGGGAUCUGGCAAGACACUCGCCUAUCUACUGCCUAUAAUCGAAGCGCUCAAGGAUCGUGUUGUACCCGUCCUGUCCGCUGUAAUUGUAGUUCCAAGCAGACAGCUUGUCAACCAGGCAUUGCAGGUCGCUGAAGAGUUAUGUGCUGGUACAAAGAUCAAGGUUGGGACUGCAUUGGGAAAUGUCGCAUUCCCGACGGAACAGAAACAGCUUGUGAAGCUGAGAGCUCAAUACGACCCCCAUAGAACUAGAGAGCUACAUGAGCGGGCCUCCCGACAGUUUCAGAUUGGCUUCGCAGAGAAGGGUGGCAUCUUCGAUGAUCUCAAGAGUAUGCCUUUGGACCACGUUCCACAGUACGACUCGGGUGUAGACAUUCUGAUAUGCACACCGGGGAGGCUCGUUGAGCACAUCGAAAACACUACGGGCUUCCUGUUGAACGCCGUGCAAUGGCUAGUUAUCGAUGAAGCAGACCAACUGCUGAACCAGAACUUCCAGGGUUGGGCAGGCGUGCUCAUGGAGGCGCUCCAUGGCGAAACGCCUCCAGACUUCAUGAAUGCCCAGGAACGGAUCCGUAUGCGUGAGCGAGAUGCCAACUCGAAAUGGUCUGUUGCUUUGCCAGCGCGCAGGCAGCUUACAAAGGUUGUGCUGAGCGCGACAAUGGAGAAGGAUCUUACCAAGCUGGGGACACUAAAGCUAAAGAGACCGAAGCUGGUGGUCGUUCAGGACGAGGCUACCGAGAUACAGCCGCUCGACCACGAAGACAACGUGUUCGAAUUACCUUCGACCCUCGACGAAGUUGCUGUACACGUUGGCGACGGUUCGAACAAACCUCUUCAUCUACUAUACAUACUACUUAAUGCCGUGUUCCCAGGAGCAGAGUCUGGUAUGAAACAAGAAUCUUCAGAUUCGUCCUCUGAUUCCUCAUCAGCUGAGGACUCUGAACACGAUGAAGAGAAGGAAGGCUCGCUUUCCAAACAACAAAGCCGCGUCCUCGUAUUCACAAAAAGCACGGAGAGCGCUUCCCGCCUAUCCCACCUCCUCUCUGUCCUCGCCCCCAACUUCAGAAAGUACCUCAAAACAAUGACACGCGCCCUCACUGCCGAGGCCUCACGCAAGCUCCUCCGCUCUUUCGGCACAGGAGCCAUAAAAAUUCUCAUUGCAUCUGAUGCCGCCUCCCGUGGCCUAGAUAUUCCCUCAAUAACUCAUGUCAUCAACUAUGACCUCCCCACUAGUAUCACGAGCUACGUGCAUCGUGUCGGGCGCACAGCACGAGCUGGGAAGGUGGGAGAGGCGUGGACACUAUUUACCAAGACAGAAGCUGCGUGGUUCCUCAAGCAGGUCGCAAAGGGGGAUAGUAUCAAGCGUGGGAACAAGAAGGUGAAGCGUAUGGAAUUGAAGGAAAGCACCGUUACGGCAGGCGGGAGAAAGAAGGCUUACCGCAAGGCGCUCAAGCAGCUGGAGAGUGCUGUGACCGGUGCUGGGGCCGAAUAA
Molecule: messenger RNA, 2118 nt
Organism: Plenodomus lingam JN3
Lineage: Eukaryota; Fungi; Ascomycota; Dothideomycetes; Pleosporales; Leptosphaeriaceae
Cellular component (GO): nucleus
Molecular function (GO): ATP binding; nucleic acid binding
Source: RefSeq, a predicted model, not a curated record